Molecule: messenger RNA, 424 nt
Organism: Trametes versicolor FP-101664 SS1
Lineage: Eukaryota; Fungi; Basidiomycota; Agaricomycetes; Polyporales; Polyporaceae
Exons: 1
Source: RefSeq, a predicted model, not a curated record
GUCCGUCGCUCACGUGCAGGCUCGAGAGUUCGACGUACGAGGCAGGUGCGCGCGCGCGGUCGUGACAUGGAGACUCGACGAGCCACGACACGAGAUGCACGGACGUCCGAGCACGCGCACGCGAUGUGUGAAGGGAAGGGACGACGUCGCGCUCGGGCGCACCGGUGUGCGCGUGGUGCACUUACGGCACGGCACGUCUCCGCACCUCGGCUCCCGCAACCUUCGCCGCCCUUCAGGCAGUCCAGGUGCCGUUCCGGGGCUGCACACCUACGCCCGCAGCUCGCAGCCGCGCAGACAGUGACGAGCCUCCACGCCGCCGCACGAGCCCAUGCCCCGCGAUGAGUGCAAGACAACGGACCGCGCGGCGGCGAUGCGACUCGACGUUGUCCGCGACAGCUGCAAGCGCGGGCGCCAGCCCCGGGAA